Molecule: messenger RNA, 3420 nt
Organism: Sorghum bicolor (sorghum)
Lineage: Eukaryota; Viridiplantae; Streptophyta; Magnoliopsida; Poales; Poaceae
Product: ethylene-responsive transcription factor 3
Exons: 2
Coding region: 236-880 (214 amino acids)
Biological process (GO): regulation of DNA-templated transcription
Molecular function (GO): DNA binding; DNA-binding transcription factor activity
Source: RefSeq, a predicted model, not a curated record
AAGAAAAAGGCAAGGCGGGCAGGGAUGGUGGUGGUGGUGGUGGGAGGCGAGCCGCGAGCGGGUGGGGGGUGGGGUGCGCGUCGUGGGCGGUGGCAGCGCAAACAAGCAAGCCUUCCAAUUAACUCCUUCCCACCUUCCCCCUCCUCCUCCUCCUCCUCCUCCCUACAAUUCCGAUUCUCCGAUCCCCGUUCCUGUCCCACACACACCCUCGCGCUCGGGCGGCUAAUCCGGCGGCAUGCGGCGCGGCGGCGGCGUGGCGGCGGCGGCGGAGGCGGACGGUGACGUGGAGUCACGGUUCCGCGGCGUGCGGAAGCGGCCGUGGGGCCGCUACGCCGCGGAGAUCCGUGACCCGGCGAAGAAGGCCCGCGUCUGGCUCGGCACAUUCGACUCCGCCGAGGACGCCGCUCGCGCCUACGACGCCGCUGCGCGGAUGCUGCGCGGGCCCAAGGCCAGGACCAACUUCCCGCUCCCCGCCGCAGCCGCCCACCACCACCUUCACAUGCCCGCCGCCGCCGCCGCAGCAGCAGCGCCGUACACGACGUAUCCCAACGCCACGGGCGUCUCGACGCCGCCGGUCGCUAGGCCGGCUUGCAGCAGCCUAAGCUCCACCGUGGAGUCCUUCGGCGGCGCGCGGCCGCGGCCCGUGCUCCCGCCGCGGCCUCUUCCGCCGCCGAUCCCCGACGGCGACUGCCGCAGCGACUGCGGCUCCUCGGCCUCGGUCGUCGACGACGACUGCACGGACGCGGCGGCCUCUCCGUCGUGCCCGGUCCCGCUCCCGUUCGACCUCAACCUUCCCCCUGGCGGCGGCGGCUGCGGAGCCGGCGUCGGGUUGUACGCUGAUGAGGAGGAUGAGCUCAGGCUCACGGCGCUGCGGCUGUGACGUCGAGCUCAAUUGAGCGAGCCGCUGCUUAGAGAAAGAGGAAAAGGAGAAAAAUAUUUGGUUCUUCCCUUCUCUCGUAGCCGACACCAACUCUCCCCUCCACUACGAUGUUGUUGUUGUUGUUUACUUGAUCUGACGAUGAUUACUAUUUGCCUGAAUCUUGGUUGACUUAUCUGCAUGCUUGCCUGCUUGUUUUCGGGCGAUUGAGGAUUAUCGCCAAAUCUUGCAGCAGCUGUUGUACUGUAAUAUAGCAACAUUUUACUUCCUUCCUCUUGUGAGGAAAGAGACAGACAAAGUAACUUAUUUCAAUCUUUAGCUACAUUUCCCUUCCAUGGUUUUACUUUUUACUCUUCAAGUAUCACUUGUUUGGGUUUGAGGAACUGAAAGAAAAAAAAAUCAUUCAAAAGGAAUGGCCAAAAUGUUGAGAUCAAAGUUCUGUUGAACAAAUGAAGUUCAACCACGUUUCAACUUCUAUAUAUAUAUUUUUUCAUUCUCAUAUACCGUGAACAAAUUUACUUUGCUUCUCUUUGAAAACCAUAAACUUACUUUACUAUCCUAAAUUCCUAGUGCUUGUGCUGCUAACUUGUCAUUUACAGUGGUCCAUGAUAUCAGUUUGUAUUACUCCUAAUGCACUGUAGCAGUUCCCCAUAAUAGAAUAAAUGUUGAUUUUUAUGUUUAGGUUGAUGCUUCUAUUUGUGUCACUGAAAGUAAAUUUAGUGGCUAACUUUUGAUUUCUGAAGCUGCAAACAACAUUGGCUAUAGAUAGUGGAUCUGUUGGAAACUUCAUAAAAUAACAAUUUGCAUCAAUAAUUUGGAAUAUGGUUACACAUUAAGCAUUAGCUGAAAACAUAAAAAGUCACGCUGAAAGUAGAAGAUUCUACUUGGUGCUGUAACUUCAGCUUUACUGCCUCAUGGCACGUCUGACACAUUCAUAUAAAGCAUCAAGAUGAAAGUUAUUUGCAGGAUCAACUACUACAACUAUCAAAGCAUUGCUAAUAGCAUCAAGUGGGGUGGCAUAACAUAAAAAGCGGAAGGUUAGGUUUGUUCUGUCAUUUGUACAUCAGAGGAUGGUGCCUCAAUGGUAGUCAUAUUCCUUCUCUUAUGGUUUGGAAGCAGGAACAAAUGUUGUGACCCAUGUAGAUAUUGUUUGGUUACCUAGUCAUGCGAUAGUAUAUUUGCUUGGAGUGACAUUUUAAUUGCAAAGACUAAAGCUGCAAGUGAUCUUUAUGUGUUUACAUCUUGUACACAAAAAUUUUAGUUUUCAACAAAAGAAAUAUGGCUUCAGUCUUGCUUGAUACACAAAUAAUUAUAGAAUGCAAGUAGGUAGUGAUAUUAUCUUGAUCUGACUUUCACUUAUACUGGGAUAAGACAAAACUGCACCGUCUCCUUUCUACUCCCUCUAUUCCAAAAUUCUAAGCACUUUAGCUAUGUCCUAAGUCAAACUUCUCUACUCUGACCACUUUUUUUAGAAAAAUGCACCAACAUCUACAAAAUUAAAUUAGCAUCGUUAAAUUCUCCAUGAAAUAUGUCUUUGUAGAUGUUAUGAUAUAUAUUUUCUAAAAAGAAUGUUCAGAACUAGAGAAUAACUCUAGACAAAGCAAAAGUGGCCUCUAAUUUGGAUAAGAGGUAGUAUAGUAUUAUUAACCCUGUGAGUAUCUUCGUUUAUGUGAAAUUUGGCAUUUAGGCAUCUCCUAGAUGGCAUGCUCUGGCUAUCACACCAUGGCAAGCAAAACUGUCCUAUUGCUGACCCAGUAAUCCUGGUAGUAUUCGGCCAGUGGACCUUACCAUGAUGAAUUCAACCAAUGAAGAGUAAGUAUAAACCUAUGCAUUCAAUUAAUUCAUUUCCACUUCGACCAACAGUACCAAGGGUAUUGUUAGCUGUCAGCACGUGACUAUAGCCUCUUGAUGACUGGUGCUGACUCUGGGGAGUGAAGUGUAUUGCAUAAAUAUGGAAUGUAAGCAAAACAUAUGACAAUAUGACAAAGGCUGCCUAGUUGUAUUGAAGGCAAGGAAAUAUGACAUUGUUUUCUUAAAUGUUAUGCUAUUGGAUUGUGAUAGUGAUGGUGGUUAAGACUAUAGUAAUGUACACCCAGGUUCAUGAUUGUUUGGAGAAUGGACUUUCUUAAGUUUAGCAUCUCUUCUCAGAAUAAUUUUUUUCUUUCUCGAUUGGUGUUGUUUUCAUGCCAUUUAUAAAUAUUGUACUCAUUGAAAUAAUAUGCUGAAGAUAAACUUUUUUCUUUUGAGAAUAUUAUAAAUAACCAUUACUAUGACAUUUUUCUGGCAGCUUCUGCUUGCAUGCUGCUUGAUAAUUACUUCUGGAGCCCCUGCCCUGAGCACACCAUGAUGGUGCCCUCAUGCGAUCAGAUUGUAAAUUGCAAUGCCCUCUGCUAAUUUGCUGGGGGUAGAGGGCCAAUCGGUGAAAGCAAGAAGCCAAGAAUACCAUGGAACUUGUUUUUCAGAGGCACUCGUUUGUUGAGUCUUAAACAAGGAGCUAUGUUGUCACUUGAAAGCAGUUUCUCCUUGUUAAUAUCCAGAGUAAA